Molecule: messenger RNA, 2309 nt
Organism: Anopheles nili
Lineage: Eukaryota; Metazoa; Arthropoda; Insecta; Diptera; Culicidae
Gene: Prps
Product: ribose-phosphate pyrophosphokinase 1
Exons: 8
Coding region: 81-1187 (368 amino acids)
Biological process (GO): purine nucleotide biosynthetic process; 5-phosphoribose 1-diphosphate biosynthetic process; ribonucleoside monophosphate biosynthetic process
Cellular component (GO): cytoplasm; ribose phosphate diphosphokinase complex
Molecular function (GO): magnesium ion binding; ribose phosphate diphosphokinase activity
Source: RefSeq, a predicted model, not a curated record
CGGGGAAAAAGAGGGGUUUUCUUUUCUCUUCAAUGUCAUCACAAGCAAUACAUAUAUUUAAUUCGACACCGUAAAUUGUGAUGCCAGUCCGAUCAUCCAACCCGAUUCGCGCCAGAACGCUUGUCCGGAGCAACUUGGAGAAGGCAUCCUCCAGAAUGCCGAACAUUAAGGUGUUUUCCGGCUCAUCUCAUCCGGAUCUGGCGUCCCGCAUCGUCGACCGGCUGGGCAUCGAUCUUGGCAAGGUGGUUACGAAAAAAUUUAGUAAUUUAGAAACCUGUGUCGAAAUUGGAGAAUCCGUCCGCGGGGAAGAUGUGUACAUCGUACAGUCCGGUUCCGGCGAAAUCAACGAUAACCUAAUGGAACUGUUGAUUAUGAUCAACGCGUGCAAGAUUGCGUCGGCGUCACGUGUGACAGCGGUCAUACCAUGCUUUCCGUACGCACGACAGGAUAAGAAAGAUAAGCUGGCCGGUAAUGAUCAUGAUUUUUGCGACGAUAAGCUGGCAGAACUUAUGAAAACCAAUGAAUGGAAGUUCCGGAGUCGUGCGCCGAUUUCGGCAAAGCUGGUAGCAAACAUGCUGUCAGUAGCUGGUGCUGAUCAUAUCAUCACAAUGGAUCUGCACGCAUCACAGAUACAGGGUUUUUUCGACAUACCGGUUGAUAAUCUGUAUGCGGAACCUGCGGUGUUGAAAUGGAUUCGUGAGAAUAUUGCCGAGUGGCGAAAUUCCAUUAUCGUAUCCCCAGACGCUGGUGGUGCGAAGCGCGUCACCUCGAUCGCUGACCGGCUAAACGUCGAAUUCGCGCUGAUCCACAAAGAGCGCAAGAAGGCAAACGAGGUGGCCUCGAUGGUGCUGGUCGGCGAUGUGAAAGAUCGCGUUGCGAUUCUGGUGGACGAUAUGGCCGACACUUGCGGCACGAUCUGCCACGCGGCCGACAAGCUGGUUGAGGCUGGCGCUACCCGUGUGUACGCCAUACUGACGCACGGCAUUUUCAGCGGGCCGGCCAUUUCGAGGAUAAAUAACGCGUGCUUCGAGGCCGUUGUUGUGACUAACACGAUUCCCCAGGAUGGUCAUAUGAAGGACUGUCCGAAAAUUCAGUGCAUAGACGUUUCAAUGAUGUUCGCUGAGGCAGUUCGCCGAACGCACAACGGAGAAAGUGUUUCGUAUCUCUUUUCAAAUGUUCCUUACUAAACCGUGAUUGCACUGCGCUGCUAUGUUUGACACACCUCAAUUUCUUACACGAGUAAAUUAAUAGGACAACACGGAAUCUAACACACUCAUUUUUUCUAACAGACACACCCACAUACACAACACUCCAAGGCAAUAGAUAAAACGACCAAUCAUGGACAAAAAAGGUAGUGAGAAGAAAACAAAACCAACAUACGAAGGUUAAGUUUUGAUUCACGCAAAAUGCAUUGGCUACAGAAGAUAGGAAGAGAAAAUACCACUAGGCAUUAUCUAAAUCGUGCACAGUAGAGAUCUUCAAGACGUACAUUUUCUUUUAAAAAUCAUGGAAUAUCCCCUCCCAUCCUGUUUUUCUAUUUCCACGGAACUGCUAUAUUGGAACACAGGUUUUUAAUAUUUGUUUUUUUGGACGCUUUUUCAAUGGCCAAUAAAAUGACAAAAUGCGCUUCGUUUUUCUUGCUGUCUGAAAGCAAUUAUUAAAAACUGUCAUUUUAUGAUGGUAAAAAUUGUGUUUUUGCAAUAACCGAAAAUAUUUAUGAAAAAAAAAACACGUUUCAUUAUUUGCUCGUGUUAGUUAGUAAGCGUACCCGUAAACUGGUGCCACAUUACAUAUAUUAAAUAUAUGCGGUACAAACGUACCUCACAGGCAGGCGGCAACAGAAAGGACGGUAUAUUCAUGAAACGAACAAAGUUAUUUCGCUGUUGUUUGAAAUUGAAUUUUGCGAUACACCGCGUACGAAUAAUGAAUUUAAUGUGUAUAGACCGAGGAUGCAACCCAAUUGAACCGGAUUUGUAAAUUAGCCAAGACUGAAAUAGAUUAAAUCGAACAUUGGACAAAACAAAAAAUGCAAACUAAUCGCUGCCAUUGCCAAACGAAACACCAACAUGAAAUGUUCUUCGAGUGUUCGAGCUUAUACACAACAUCAAGCAAGAUGAUGGUACAACAGUUUGCUUCCAUGUUGAUUCACUUGCAUCAAUAUUUGCUCCCAUUCCCUGCGCUGUGUUACCAGCUGGAAAGUAACACAGCGUAAUUAAAUUUAUGUUAUGUUGGUACAACUUAUGUUUAGUAAAAUAUAAUUUGAUAAAAAAGUUAUGUAAGCUAGUAGUGCACACACUAGCUAUCACAUA